Messenger RNA from Xyrauchen texanus (razorback sucker), 6429 nucleotides. Its product is annotated as solute carrier family 12 member 2-like. Lineage: Eukaryota; Metazoa; Chordata; Actinopteri; Cypriniformes; Catostomidae. Gene Ontology annotation, molecular function: ammonium channel activity; sodium:potassium:chloride symporter activity. Bases 347 to 3751 code for a protein of 1134 amino acids. The transcript has 27 exons. Gene Ontology annotation, cellular component: membrane. The record is from RefSeq and is a predicted model, not a curated record. Gene Ontology annotation, biological process: sodium ion homeostasis; cell volume homeostasis; chloride transmembrane transport.
UGCGCGUAUAAAGGAGCGAGACUCGCAGGGACGAGAGGAGGCGAUGCGGCAAGGUUGCGGUAGUAUCACGGCUCAGAUCACCAUAGGAAACCGCCAUUCACGGAGAUCAUUCGGUUCUUUAGAGUUCCUGUGAGCAAAAGGAGCCGAGAGCGCGUGAGAUCUCAAACUCCCGUCCGGACGCCCGGCUGUUUUCCAUUUGCCUCCGCAUGUGCUUGCUGCGGGUUCGGAGGGAAGUACUUCUGUCUUUCUGCAGCAGUGUCAGUGUGCUGGCGAUUCCUGUCUGAUCCAUCGGCUUGUCUGCAGUUUCGGUGGACAGUAUCAGUUUUAGUAGGGCUCUUCGCUGGUCAUGUCGGCGUCACCUCCGUCCUUUGCCGCCUCCCGGAGCGAGCUGCUCCCUCCAGUCGAACCCGUCGCGCUCAAACCCGCUGGUCCCUCACCGAGCCAGAGCCGCUUUCAGGUGGAUAUAGUGUCCGAGUGUGCCGGGGACGGUCACGCUCCUCCCGCAUCCGACCCGUCCCCGCUCGACCUCCCCGCCGACCCACCGCACGACCCCGGAGAGGAAGCCAAAGGCCGGUUUCGGGUUGUGAACUUUGCGGCCUCGAGUCCGGACGCUGCUCCGGCGGAGAGCGCGCAGAAUGGGGACACGGUGAUGAGCGAGGGCAGUCUGCACUCGUCCACCGGCGGCCAGCAGCACCAUCACUACGACACUCACACCAACACGUACUACCUCCGCACCUUCGGUCACAACACCAUCGAUGCGGUGCCCAACAUCGACUUCUACCGGCAGACCGCCGCGCCGCUGGGCGAAAAACUCAUCCGACCCACCCUGUCCGAAUUGCACGACGAGCUCGACAAGGAGCCUUUUGAGGAUGGUUUUGCUAACGGUGAGGAGUUGACACCUGCUGAGGAGGCUGCAGUCAAAGAGGCUUCUGAGUCUAAAGGAGUUGUGAAGUUCGGCUGGAUUAAAGGAGUGCUGGUGCGCUGCAUGUUAAACAUAUGGGGUGUGAUGCUCUUCAUACGCAUGACAUGGAUCGUGGGACAGGCAGGAAUUGCAUAUUCCUGUUUAAUUGUUAUAAUGGCAACUGUUGUGACCUCCAUCACGGGCUGCUCGACCUCUGCGAUCGCAACCAACGGCUUCGUACGAGGAGGUGGAGCGUAUUACUUGAUAUCCCGAAGCUUAGGUCCAGAGUUUGGUGGCUCUAUUGGUCUGAUUUUUGCUUUUGCUAAUGCUGUGGCCGUGGCCAUGUAUGUUGUGGGUUUUGCUGAAACUGUCGUUGAGCUUCUGAGUGCAGCUGGUGCAUUGAUGUUGGAUCCCAUUAAUGAUGUGCGAAUCAUCGGCACCAUCACGGUCAUUCUACUGCUGGGUAUUUCAGUGGCGGGGAUGGAGUGGGAGGCAAAGGCUCAGAUAUUCCUCCUGGUUAUUUUGGUCACGGCCAUCUUCAACUACUUUAUUGGAUCCUUCAUCCCUGUUGAGUCCAAGGAGAAGUACGGCUUCUUUGGCUAUGACGCGGGCAUCUUGGCUGAUAACUUCGGUCCAGACUUUCGAGGAGAAACUUUCUUCUCUGUGUUCUCCAUCUUCUUCCCGGCGGCCACUGGCAUUCUGGCUGGAGCGAACAUAUCAGGAGAUCUAGCGGACCCUCAAAUGGCGAUCCCUCGAGGAACUCUUCUUGCGAUCCUCAUCACAGGUGUGGUGUACAUGGGUGUGGCCGUUUCUUCAGGUGCAUGUAUCGUGAGGGAUGCUACAGGUAUUGAGAGUAACCGUACUCUGAGCGCCAGUAUCAACUGCACUGAUGCAGCCUGUAAUCUUGGCUAUGAUUUCACUUCCUGUAGACCGGCGGUCAAGGGAGUGUCAUCACCCUGCAAAUACGGCCUCCACAACGAUUUCCAGGUGAUGAGUGUGGUGUCGGGCUUCGGUCCUCUUAUCUCCGCGGGCAUCUUCUCUGCCACCCUCUCCUCUGCCCUGGCAUCACUCGUCAGCGCUCCUAAAGUCUUCCAGGCUUUAUGCAAAGACAACAUCUACCCUGGAAUCGCAGGCUUUGCAAAGGGCUAUGGAAAAAACAACGAGCCGUUGCGCGGAUACCUCCUCACGUUUGGCAUCGCUCUGGCCUUCAUUCUGAUUGCGGAGUUGAACGUCAUCGCCCCGAUCAUUUCAAACUUCUUCCUGGCAUCAUACGCUCUCAUCAAUUUCUCUGUGUUUCACGCAUCACUGGCUAAUUCUCCUGGAUGGAGGCCGAGCUUCAAGUACUACAACAUGUGGGUGUCACUGGCCGGGGCCAUCUUGUGUUGUGUUGUCAUGUUUGUCAUCAACUGGUGGGCGGCGCUCCUGACCAACGUCAUUGUGCUGUCGCUGUACAUCUACGUGAGCUACAAGAAACCAGAUGUGAACUGGGGCUCGUCCACUCAGGCGUUGACGUAUCAUCAGGCUCUGACACACAGUUUACAGCUCUGUGGAGUAGCAGAUCAUAUCAAAACAUACAGGCCGCAGUGUUUGGUGAUGACUGGUGCUCCAAACUCCCGUCCAGCGAUUCUGCAUCUGGUUCAUGCCUUCACCAAAAAUGUGGGUCUGAUGGUGUGCGGUCACGUGCGCAUUAGUUCCCGCAGGCCCAACUUCAAAGAGCUGAACAACGAUACGCUGCGCUACCAACGAUGGCUCCUCCACAACAACUCCAAAGCUUUUUACACACCUGUCGUGGCUGAAGACCUUCGUCAAGGAACACAGUACUUACUGCAGGCUGCUGGUUUGGGCAGGUUGAGGCCCAACACUUUAGUGCUUGGCUUCAAAAACGACUGGCGCACCGGAGAUAUAAAGGACGUGGAGACCUACAUCAACAUCAUCCAUGACUCGUUUGAUUUUCAGUAUGGUGUCGUCAUUCUCCGUCUCAGAGAGGGGCUUGAUAUUUCUCACAUACAAGGACAAGAUGAUUCUUCUGGUAUGAAGGACGUGGUGGUCUCUGUGGACAUGAGUAAAGACUCGGAUAGAGACUCCUCUAAACCCUCUUCAAAGGCCACGAGUGUUCAGAACAGUCCAGCGGUCCAGAAAGAUGAGGAUGAGGAUGGCAAAGCGAACACUCAGCCGCUGUUGAAGAAAGAGAAAACCAGCCCUACGGUUCCUCUGAAUGUGGCGGAUCAGCAGCUGUUAGAUGCCAGUCAGCAGUUCCAGAGGAAGCAGGGGAAGGGGACAGUAGAUGUGUGGUGGCUCUUUGAUGAUGGUGGUCUGACUUUACUGAUCCCGUAUCUGAUCAAUAACAAGAAGAAAUGGAAGGACUGUAAGAUCCGUGUGUUCAUCGGUGGAAAGAUCAACAGAAUCGACCAUGACCGCAGAGCAAUGGCAACAUUGCUCAGCAAGUUCAGGAUCGAUUUCUCUGACAUCACUGUGUUGGGUGACAUCAACACAAAGCCCAAAUCAGAAGAUGUGACCAAGUUUGCUGACAUGACCGAGCCGUAUAAACUGAGAGAAGAUGACAUGGAGCAGGAAGCUGCUGAAAAGCUGAAGAGUGAAGAACCCUGGAGGAUCACAGACAAUGAGCUGGAGCUGUACAAAGCAAAGAGUAAUCGUCAGAUCAGACUGAAUGAGCUGUUGAAGGAACACUCGAGCACUGCAAACCUCAUUGUCAUGAGCAUGCCUCUGGCCAGGAAAGGGGCCGUAUCCAGUGCUCUGUAUAUGGCCUGGCUGGACACUCUAUCCAAAGACCUGCCGCCCAUCCUCCUAGUGCGUGGAAACCAUCAGAGCGUGCUCACAUUCUACUCUUAAAGAGCUCACGGUCCAAACCGCACAGACAUGCCGAAACGCACAUGGAGCACACGUUACGAGUCCAGCACCAGUGACCGAUGAUGAUGAUGAUAAUGAUGUUAGUGAUGAGGACGGACGCUUUCUGUAGCUUCAACACAACCAAUCGAAAGCAAGCUGAAACAAACAUGCGGUCCUUCCGCAUCGUGGAGGUCAAGAUGAGAGAAAGAUCAACGUUUGCCUGUUUCUGUUGUCUUCGGCUCAAAGCUUUCGAGCACACGUUGUUACAUUGAUUGUCGUUGUCAUUGUUAUCAUUUCAUAUGACUGUCACAACUUUGAGUUGUGUGUUUGUUUGUUCUUUUAAUUCGCUCUUAAAGAAGCAAUAAUCACCUCAUUUCUUUCCUCACUUUGAAGAAAAACAUGAAUCUUUGCAACACUUUUAUAGCCUUUUUGAUGUGCCUUCCUGUGCAGUCAAAUGAAAUUCUUAAACUUUUGCCCUGACUGGUGAUUUAUAAAGAUGUAUAUUUAGAUUGUUUUUUGUUUUUUAUUGGGUUUUAAAUGGACUCUUUUGACUUUAUCACGUUUUAUUGCGGGUGCACUGAUUUACCUUCCACUGCGUGGCAUUGAGUAUUUUUACAACCUUUUUUUUGUAGACGGACAGGUUUGUUCCCUUUUAUUCAGAGUUUGACGUCUUCCUUUUAGCAUUGAAUGAGUUGUGGAGUUUUAGCGCAGUGCCCCUCCAUGUUCUCGUUUCAAUGAUCAGUAGAACCUAGAGGUGAUUACACUCAUCUUUGGACUUCUUUCUUAGAUUUACAUUUGACUACUUCAAACUAUAUUAGUUUUUUCCUUGCGUGCAGUUGAACAGCAUGUGGUUUUAUGAAGAGGCUGAUGAAUUCGAUCGGUCAGGAAGCAGGGCGUCACAUUCGUUCAAUCGAUGACUAACGAUGAACCAAAUAUGAUCAAACCUCUGGAAUCAGAUUCCACAAUCAAACCGAUUCUGCUACAGUGAAGACCUUUGCCUUAACAGAUGAAGUAAUGAUUGUUGUUUUUACAGUCUUUAAGCCAUACUGGCUAGUUGAUUGAUUAGUAGCUAAAUGAAGAGACAUUGUUAGAUGAAUAGAUGCCUGAACAAGAAUGUAAUCUUUGCCAUCACCCCAUUUGUCUUAAUCUCAGCAAAAUCCCCCAUCUUUACAGUCCGACUGUCUUUUGUGAAAAAGUUCUGUUUAAGCAGUCCAGAUCUGUACACUUGUACCUCGACAUUCAACAGCAAUGCUGACCUGUUUGUUGUUAUUAAAUAGCACCUCUCCUAUCAUCCGUCGAGGUUGGACAGUUUUCCAUCCGCGAUCGAGUUCAACAUGGGGCUUUGUUCUGUUGUCAUUGGCCAGUGCAGUUAAAGGCCUUAAUGGGAGAUCACAGGAUGUCUUGAAGUGUCACGUCAAGUUGUACAAAUGUUUUUUGCCGUGAGUGAGACCGAUUGGUCCCUCUAUGCAGGUGAAAUCUAAACUCAGGAUUGAGUGCCGUCUUGCAGACUCGUUCUGUUUUUAUUCUGAUGUGUGGAAGGCCAUCAAGAAAACCGAUUUCAGAUUGUCAUGUUUGUAAAUGUCGUUUGUUUGUUUGAUUCUUCUCUGGAUUGUAAUGCUGUAUGUGACGGACAUUCAUUAUGCGGGCCGUGCCUUGGGUUAAACUUUAGCGAGCUGAUGUAUUGGUCAGUAAUAAUCUCCAUCACAUUCACUCCAGCUAAAUAUGAAUUGUUCUGAUCUUUUUUUCCAUCACACUUUUGUUUCCAACACUAUUUUAUUUUUGUAUGUUUUUGCAGGCUCAGUGUGUUAUUGUGCUAUUGCAGGUUUUGUGUACGUAAGAUUUGUGCAAUUUAAACCUUUAACAUUUGUGCACAUGAGAAAUAUACCAUAUGAAAAUGUUAGAAUGACUAUAUUCACAUUAAUAGUUCUCAAUAUAAACUAGUAUUUAAAAGUACUUAAAUGUAAGUCCACCGCAUGUACUUUUUCUUUUCAAGCGGGUGGUUAUUAAUACUUCUGAUGGUACAAUCUUUCCUGUGUUACACCCUAAUACUGUCAAAAUCAGCAGUUCAACUAUUACCUGUUAUCUGAUACUUGUAUAUUAUAUUUGGAUAUAGAGAAACAGAAGAGCGUGUUGGUUAAUGGUCAUUACUCAUUGAUGUAUAAUGUUUCCAUACAUGAUGUGCUUGAAAGAAGCCUCUCAGCAGUUCCACUGUUUUCUUUUUGUUUGUCACUCCAUUUCUCAUUCUGCAGAAUGUGUUGCCAAAGUACAUUUCACUCCACUGUUCUUCCUUACUAACCUGUAAAUAUCUUAUAGCUUAAAAUCAUUCAUGAAGGGAGUGGAAUAAUAGCUGCAAAUGAAUAUGGUGAAACAUUUAUUUUCGUUCAUUAUUUUAUGCUAAUUUGAAAUAGUUUUAAGUUUUAUGUAAAAAUGUUUUUUUUUGGUCUCUAUUUCAAUGUUUGAUCACAUUUCUAUCUUUUAUAUGCCUUUUUAAAAAUGCCAUGUUGACCAGUGGUUUGAGUUUCCUGCUAAACCAUAUGAGGAUGGAUCUGAUUUGAUCACGCUAGAACAGGAAUGUUUUGAUAUACUGAUCUAUGUCUCACAUAUGCUUUUUUCUAACAUUUUAACGGUUAGGGUAUCGAUGCUUUGUACAUCCUUAUUGCAAUAUAUAAAAAUAAACCAAA